This is a messenger RNA of Sphaerodactylus townsendi, 3019 nucleotides long. It is a transcript of the gene EHD4, whose product is annotated as EH domain containing 4. Bases 99 to 1712 code for a protein of 537 amino acids. NCBI's taxonomy places the organism in Eukaryota, Metazoa, Chordata, Lepidosauria, Squamata, Sphaerodactylidae. Gene Ontology annotation, molecular function: protein binding; calcium ion binding; GTP binding. Gene Ontology annotation, cellular component: cytoplasm; plasma membrane. The record is from RefSeq and is a predicted model, not a curated record. Gene Ontology annotation, biological process: endocytosis; endosomal transport. The transcript has 6 exons.
UGCAGGCAGGAAGGGCGAGUCCCGUCGUCUCCCGGCUUGGCCUUCCGAGAGGAGCGGCGACCGAGCGGCCAUAGCCACCAGCGACGCCGGCGAUCGGGAUGUUCAGCUGGCUGGGGAAGCAGGGCGGGCGGCAGCGCAACGGCGAGACCGAGGACGUGGUGCAGACGGUGACGGGCGGCCUGCAGGAGCUUUAUGCCAAGAAGCUGCUGCCGCUGGAGGAGCACUACCGCUUCCAUGAGUUCCACUCGCCCGCCCUGGAGAGCGCCGACUUCGAGAACAAGCCCAUGGUGCUCCUCGUGGGCCAGUACAGCACGGGCAAGACCACCUUCAUCAGGUAUCUGUUAGAGCAAGAUUUUCCUGGGAUGAGGAUUGGUCCAGAGCCAACUACAGAUUCUUUUAUUGCUGUGAUGUAUGGAGAAACUGAAGGGAGCACUCCUGGUAAUGCUCUUGUGGUGGACCCAAAGAAACCAUUCCGCAAACUCAGUCGUUUUGGCAAUGCAUUCUUGAACAGGUUCAUGUGUGCUCAGUUGCCUAACCAGGUUCUGAAGAGCAUCAGCAUCAUAGAUAGCCCUGGCAUCCUUUCAGGAGAGAAACAGCGCAUCAGUAGGGGCUACGACUUCUGUCAGGUCCUGCAGUGGUUUGCUGAAAGAGUGGAUCGUAUUAUCCUCUUAUUUGAUGCUCAUAAGCUUGAUAUUUCUGAUGAGUUCUCAGAAGCAAUCAAAUCAUUCCGGGGCCAGGAUGAUAAGAUUCGAGUAGUAUUGAACAAGGCUGACCAAGUGGACACCCAGCAGUUAAUGAGAGUUUAUGGUGCACUCAUGUGGUCCUUGGGAAAAGUGAUUAACACUCCAGAGGUAUUGCGGGUCUACAUUGGCUCUUUCUGGGCUCAGCCCCUGCAGAAUACUGAAAACAGGAAACUUUUUGAGGCAGAGGCGCAGGAUCUGUUCCGGGACAUUCAGAGCCUACCUCAGAAGGCAACUGUGAGGAAACUCAACGACCUUAUCAAGAGAUCACGACUUGCAAAGGUACAUGCUUACAUUAUUAGCCAUCUAAAGAAGGAAAUGCCUGCUGUAUUUGGAAAAGAAAAUAAGAAGCGAGAACUCAUCAACAACCUUCCUGAGAUUUAUCGUCAGUUGCAACGGGAACAUCAGAUCUCCGCAGGGGACUUCCCAGAAGUCAAGAAAAUGCAGGAACAACUGGAAGGGUAUGACUUCACCAAAUUCCACUCCCUAAAACCGAAGCUGAUUGAAGGUGUAGAUAACAUGCUGUCAAAUAAAGUUGCUUUCCUAAUGAAUCUGAUCACCCAGGAAGAGCGCAGCAUGCCUACACAGAUGGUUCAAGGUGGGGCAUUCGAUGGCACCACAGCAGGACCAUUUGACCAUGGCUAUGGGGAAGGUGCCAAAGAAGGAGCUGAUGAAGAGGAAUGGAUUGUUGCUAGAGAUAAACCUGCAUAUGAUGAGAUUUUUUACACACUUUCUCCAAUCAAUGGCAGAAUCUCUGGGGCCAGUGCAAAGAAGGAAAUGUUGACUUCUAAACUGCCAAACAGUGUCCUGGGAAAAAUCUGGAAGCUUGCAGACUGUGAUUGUGACGGUAUGUUGGACGAGGAAGAAUUUGCACUAGCAAAACAUCUCAUCAAGAUAAAAUUGGAGGGAUAUGAACUCCCCAGUUUCUUACCACCCCACCUUGUGCCUCCAUCACAUAGAAAAUCUUUGUAGGUGAAGCAACAAGACAUAUUGUGAAAAUGUUAAAGUAUGUUAUAAUGAAAGCCAUGUAAAUGUUUAACAUACCUGAGAUUACAGUUAUUUGCAAGGCUUUUUAGGGCAACUUCAAAGGAAUGCAAAAGUCACUUAUUUAUUUUUUUAAAAUCAUGAAAGGCAUAAUGGGAAAUGUUCAUUGGGAAGUAGCUAUGUCAAAUGCACCUUCCCAGUGUUUGUUCAACAGAUAUAUACUCAGUGAAAUAAACCAAUGCGUAGUGGUCAUUAUAAUUUUGCAUUUUAUGAUAUGGAAACACUUUUUGACUUUUGAAGCAUCCUUGAAUUAAAUGCAAGAUUCCAAACAAGUUACAAUGAGCAGUAUAGCAUAUGAGGAACCUGUGUCUAUAAUUCUGAAAGCCCUUCACUAAAAGGUUUUGUCCAAGUGCCUUUUAAACUACCUGUAAUUUGUGCAGGGGGCAGUGGGAGGAUUAAUGUUGUGUUAGCCAGUUCUCACUGUGCUUGCAAUCAAAAUAUUGAAAUGAGUUUGGAUAGGACUGACAUAAUUUCAGUUAUACAAAAAUAAGAGAGAGUGAAAGAACUUUAAUAAUGUAAUACAGGGACUCCAUUCUUUAAAAAAAUUAAAACUGCCUUCUUCUGGAAGGUAUCAGUUUGUCCACCCAUUAUAGUUGACAUGCCUUCAUGAUGCACCAGAAUCCACAAAUAUGUAUUCAGAUGUAUAAAGAUGUGUUUUAAGUAUGGCUUUACUAUUUUGGACAGAAGUUACAAGCAUGUUUUGGACUAAAAGUUCUUUUAAAAUUUCCAUGUUUUGGGAAGGAAGAGGGAAAGCUUAAUGAGAAAGAUAAUUUGCACAAAUCUUGAAUUCAGUUCAGGAAUUCACUGAUUAUAAUUAUGUUUAUAAUUAGUAUAUUUAUAUUAACAUUUGAAAAUAUAUCAGUUUUUUAGCUACUGAAGCGAUUAUCCUGUUUAUCUUCCGAGGGAGGGAGCACCACUAGAUCAGAUAAAGGGUCGAUUUAAUCCUUCUCUGUAGAUUUCUCCAGUUCCCUUUAAAAACCAUCUACGGCUGUUGCCUAUGCCAUAUUUAAUUAUGGUGAAUUGCUUGCAUUAAUUUUGCAUUGUUUGACUUUCUUCAAAAUACUGUGAAGCAUUUGUAGCAGCAACAAAAUGUCAUUGGUUUUUCAUAUGUCCUAUCCAUGCAGAUAUUAAAAUGUUCAACCAAAGAAGUACUGCUUUGCUAAGAGGUUAACUAAUAUUUGAAGGAGUUACCUUGUGGGUAUAUGUUUUGUCAAUAAAGGGAAUGUUGACUGAAA